Messenger RNA from Adineta ricciae, 672 nucleotides. Lineage: Eukaryota; Metazoa; Rotifera; Eurotatoria; Adinetida; Adinetidae. The record is from the annotation of a GenBank genome assembly.
AUGGAUUGUAUCAGUGAGAGAUUACGUCUGAAUCGCCGCCGCGAUGAUAUUCCAGACAAUAAAGAAGAUAUAGUCUUGAUUUGGUUUGUCGAAAGCAUGAACGAUGAAAAGUACUUUAAACGAGCAACAGAUCGACUUCGUGAAUGCAACAAUAGUGUUCUAUUAUAUACCGAAUACGAACUCUGUAUGGAUUACAUUCGAUCAGUCGUUACCGAGAAAAUCAUCUUAAUUCUAUCCGGUAAAGUAAUUGAAACGAUAAUAUCAGAUAUUCAACCAUUAGACAGAGUUGAUUCAAUAUUCAUUCUUUCUACAGACAAGAUCCAGUAUAACAUAAGUUUAGAAAAUCGUACGAAAAUUAUUGGUAAUUAUAUUGAUAUAAAUUCAUUGACAACAGCUAUUGAAACACGUUCUCAUCGAAUUUUGAAACAAGAAUCGGGAAUUAUUUUCUCUGACAAUACUGAUCAAAAUGCAGUACGUAAUCCGGAUCAAAAUCCUGGCUCGUUUUUACUGUUUCAUCUACUCGUCCAUACUUUAAAACAGUUACCACAAACAUCUGACGCCAAACAACAAAUGAUCGAGAAAGUGCGUGAAUGUUAUGUGGAUAAUGUAACUGUAAAGAGAAAAAUAGAUGAGUUUGAAAAAGAUUAUAAAUCUUCUGAUGCAAUUCAAUAG